Molecule: messenger RNA, 2185 nt
Organism: Tympanuchus pallidicinctus (lesser prairie-chicken)
Lineage: Eukaryota; Metazoa; Chordata; Aves; Galliformes; Phasianidae
Product: rho-related BTB domain-containing protein 2-like
Exons: 9
Coding region: 67-2094 (675 amino acids)
Biological process (GO): small GTPase-mediated signal transduction; proteasome-mediated ubiquitin-dependent protein catabolic process; regulation of proteolysis
Cellular component (GO): cytoplasm
Molecular function (GO): ubiquitin protein ligase binding; GTP binding; GTPase activity
Source: RefSeq, a predicted model, not a curated record
GGCGGAGCGGCGCGGGGAUGGGCGGGGGGCGGCGCGGGGCGCGGCGCUGAGCGCCGGCGGGACCCCAUGGAUCUGGACGUGGAUUACGAGCGGCCCAACGUCGAGACCAUCAAGUGCGUGGUGGUGGGCGACAACGCGGUGGGCAAAACGCGCCUCAUCUGCGCCCGCGCCUGCAACGCGACGCUGAGCCAAUACCAGCUGCUGGCCACGCACGUGCCCACCGUGUGGGCCAUCGACCAGUACCGCGUCUGCCAGGAGGUGCUGGAGCGCUCCCGCGAUGUGGUGGACGAGGUCAGCGUGUCGCUGCGGCUCUGGGACACCUUCGGGGACCACCACAAGGACCGGCGCUUCGCCUACGGCAGGUCAGACGUGGUGGUGCUCUGCUUCUCGCUGGCCAACCCCAACUCCCUGCGCCACGUGAAGACCAUGUGGUACCCUGAGAUCAAACACUUCUGCCCGCGGACGCCCAUCAUCCUGGUGGGCUGCCAGCUGGACCUGCGCUACGCCGACCUGGACGCCGUCAACCGCGCCAGGCGGCCCUUGGCCAAGCCCAUCCGACCCACGGACAUCCUGCCCCCGGAGCGGGGCCACGAGGUGGCCAAGGAGCUGGGCGUCCCCUACUACGAGACCAGCGUGGUGGCCCAGUUCGGCAUCAAGGACGUCUUUGACAACGCCAUCCGCGCUGCGCUCAUCUCCCGCCGCCACCUGCAGUUCUGGAAGUCCCACCUGAAGAAGAUGCAGCGCCCGUUGCUGCAGGCGCCCUUCCUGCCCCCCAAGCCCCCCCCGCCGGUCAUCCGCAUCCCCGAGCCGCCGGCCAGCCGCGCCUGGGGCCCCGCCGCGCUCUUCUGCACCCCGCUGUGCGCCGACGUCGUCUUCCAGCUGCAGGGCGGGCAGCGCGUCUUCGCGCACCGCGUCUACCUGGCCACCUCCUGCUCCAAGUUCUACGACCUCUUCACCCUGGAGGGGCCGCUGGGGACGGGCAAGGAGCCGGCCGCCCGCGCCCGCAGCCUGGACGGGGAGCGGGGGGCGCUGGGCGAGGGGCCGCAGGGCGGGCUGCGCGCCGUGCAGAGCGACGAGGCGCUGCGGGCGGCGACGGGGGAUGGCGCUCGCGAUCUGUCGGCGUGGGGCCGGGGCUUCGUCAGCAUGCGCUGGGAGGUGGUGGCCGACCCGGUGGCCGGGAGGGAGAAGAGGAUGACGGUGGUGUGCAUGGACCGCUCGGUGGCGCCGGAGCCGUUCCGCGCCGUGCUGGAGUACCUCUACACCGGGCGGCUGGAGCGGGCGUGCGCUGACCUGAUGCAGGUGGCCACCAUCGCCGAGCUGCUGGAGGUGUUCGACCUGCGCAUGAUGGUGGCCAACGUGCUCAACAAGGAGAGCUUCAUGAACCAGGAGAUCACCAAAGCCUUCCACGUGCGCCGUGCCAACCGCAUCAAGGAGUGCCUGGGGAAGGGCGUCUUUGCAGACGUGGUGUUCCGCGUGGACGACGGGGCCGUGCCGGCGCACAAACCCCUGCUGAUAGCCGGCUGCGACUGGAUGAUGGCCAUGUUCCGGGGGGCGUUCCGGGAGAGCUACGCUGCCGAGGUCUCCCUGCCGGGCACCAACUGCGCCUGCCUGCGCGCCGUCCUCGAUUUCCUCUACACCGGGGUCUUCACGCCCACACCCGACCUCGACGCCAUGGAGCUGCUCAUCCUCACCAACCGCCUCUGCCUGCCCCGGCUGCAGGCGCUCACAGAGCAGUACGCCGUGGAUGAGCUGCUCCGCGCCUUCAUGCAGCAGGUGGAGAUCGACGAGCAGGUGCUCAUCUACCUGGAGAUGACUCAGUUCCACAACGCCCGGCAGCUGGCCGCCUGGUGCCUGCACUACAUCUGCACCAACUACAACAGCGUGUGCCGCCGCUUCCCCCGAGAGAUGAAGUUCAUGUCCCCGGAGAACCAGGCGCACUUCGAGAGGCACCGCUGGCCGCCGGUGUGGUACCUGAAGGAGGAGGACCUGUACCUGCGCUCCAAGAAGGAGCGGGAGCGCGAGGAGCAGCUGCAGCGCAAGCAGCACACCCGCAGCAAGUGGUGCUUCUGGCGGCCCUCGCCCCACGUCUCGUGAGCCGGGAGCGCGGCCGUGCCGCUUCCCAGGGCCGGGGACGCGGCCGGGCUCCGAGCCGUGCCGGCCUGGGGGCUUCUCCUCCUCGGGAGCC